This is a messenger RNA of Amoebophrya sp. A25, 286 nucleotides long. The record is from the annotation of a GenBank genome assembly. NCBI's taxonomy places the organism in Eukaryota, Dinophyceae, Syndiniales, Amoebophryaceae.
GUGAAGGUUUAGGCCCUGCGGCGCUCAAAGCACUAAGUAAGACAACCGGUUAGUUUUCACCUCGACUAAAUUAGGUUUAUCCCGAGCAACAAUAUGUAAUAUUUUUUGAGGUUUUUUGAUUCGUUUUCGUGCUCUAAAGUUUAGGCUUAUCGAAGAGGAAAAGGAGACAUCGAAGAAACUGAGAGAGAUUCGACAGCACCGGUCCGAGCUGACAACCGCUGUCGCCGCAAGAGAGGAGGCCCUUCGGCCGAAAAAGAUGCAGCCGCUUUAUGUUGAAGGCGUGUGA